Messenger RNA from Myzus persicae (green peach aphid), 4600 nucleotides. RefSeq lists its product as uncharacterized. Gene Ontology annotation, biological process: chromatin remodeling; regulation of transcription by RNA polymerase II. The record is from RefSeq and is a predicted model, not a curated record. Bases 353 to 2617 code for a protein of 754 amino acids. The transcript is spliced from 9 exons. Lineage: Eukaryota; Metazoa; Arthropoda; Insecta; Hemiptera; Aphididae. Gene Ontology annotation, molecular function: DNA-binding transcription factor activity, RNA polymerase II-specific; RNA polymerase II cis-regulatory region sequence-specific DNA binding.
CGGCUCCGGAACGCGACCGCGUGGCCACGUGUUCUGCAGCUCGUUUUGUCUCCGCCGUGUACCGCUCGUCCGACCGACCGUCGCCGCCGCCGCCGCCGCCGCCGCCGCCGCCGCAUACGACCGAAUGCAAUCAUCACAACUGCGUCGCCACGCCAAUAAUAAAUUAUUGUUAUUGAUAGUAUUAUUAUCAUUUGCGGCGCUACCGCGGUAACCGCGCGCGGUUAAACAUUUUAAAAGGCCCGGCCGUCUGCAGCUGGAAGGUUUUCGAGAAGUCCUCAUCGUUGUAAGAUUUUAAUACGUCACUGCUGUUGCGUUGUCGCGAGCCCAACAAUUCGGGUAACGAGUUCCCGACAUGGACUUCCAGAGCGCCAUGGAGACGUUUGCCGAAGCUUGGGUGGUCGCCAGUGCCAAAGGCACAUUCACCUACCCGCCGAUCAACGGAUUCCAGAAUCAAUCAAUGUCAUUGACUCCACACUUGCAAGGAUCCACGUCGCCGGUCUCUACAGCAAACGACGGACAACUCGGACCAGCGAAAUCUAUACCAGUUCACUGCAUAGUGGAAUCGAUCAAUCACGUCUAUCAAUGGAGCCAAAAACACUCGCCGUCACUGCAUCGUUCUAAAGGCCACGUAGAAUUGGACAGAUUCGUUAUCAUCCCGAACAAUACCGCGUUUAGAGAUUUGACGGAAGCCGCAUUGGUACGCCUGGGCUAUUCCAAAGACACGGCAGCGGCGUCGAAGGGGUUGGUAGUGCUGAAAAACUGGUUACCGUUAGACCUGGACACAAUAGCCGAAGAUCCUGUGCUGACGGUGAAUGACGUCCUCGGAGAACUAACUACCUUAGCCACUCUGAGAAUACUCGUGUUCAGGGAAACGAAGAACCGAUUCUCCGAUUUGAAGGACAAACUGUUGAAACUGCUGUUGGUACAAAGCCAAACGCAGCUGACGGCGUCGGGAUGUCCCCUGGACGAAGCGAUAAUAUUGCAGAUGAUGAAGGUGGGGCAAGCUUGCCCAGAUUUGCCCGAAGAUUUGUACAAAAAAUUCGAGCAAUGGUGGAUCAUGCAAUCGUCAAACGUCGUUCCCAAAAUACAGCCAUCGGUAUUGCCGCAAUCAGUGAGAGAUAUGUUCUAUCGUAACGGUUCGUCGCCAAGGCAGUCUAACAUACAAGACAACCCCACUAAUUGUAUUGUUCCUAAAUCAGACCCCAAGACACACAGUCUCCAGUCUGUUUCUCAAAAUCAAUUCCAAGGUCAAAAAACGCGUAUGCGUACUAGCUUCGAUACAGAACUUGAACUCCCGAAACUGCAAGCUUGGUUCGCUGAAAAUCCUCAUCCAAGUAGACAACAAAUACACCACUACGUGAGUGAAUUGAACAAUCUGGAAUCGCGAAAAGGUCGUAAGGCGUUAGACGUCAACAACGUCGUAUAUUGGUUUAAAAAUGCCAGGGCAGCUCAAAAACGGGCUGAAGUACGUGGCACAAAUGCAGCAGGCGUCACAGACAUGAACUCGGGGACCAACGACGGCAACGUGAACGGUUACUGCAAGAGCAGUAGUCCCAGCGAGCACGGCGGCAAGUCUUACAGCGGGCAGGGGUCGGUGAGCGAGGCCGAAGACGACGACGACGACGAAGACGGAGAGUUCGACGACAACCGGGACGACGACGACGACGACACGAAACCGCCGAUGAGCCCACCCGCCGAACAGCCGAUAUCGUUGACCACGCACGGGCGGUUUAGUAACGGCGAGACGCUGCUGCAGUCUCCGAGACCGCAAUCGCGCGGCUCGCAGCAGAGCCCUGAACACAAGGUGAUGGUGAUCAAGGAAGAGCCACCGGAUAAGGAUAAGACUACAGUGACCACUGGACUGAACAAUAACGAUUACGAGGACGAGGACGAUUUCGACGAGGACAUGAUGGACGACGACGGGUCUGACGGUGGCGGCGGUGACGACCGCGACGUGAUUGGCAACAGCUGCAAACGGUUAUCAUCGCAACAACAACAACAACAACAGUCAGCGAUGUCUUGCACCACAAGUCCAGUCGAUGACCACCCAGUCGCCACGGGACACCACCGCCAGGCGACGCCGCCACCCCCACCCCCGCCACUGUUCCACCGCGCCGCCGAUAUGCACCAGCCCUUGGUCCGGCCCGGGUUCUCGAUGGUGCCAAACUCCAUGUUCGGCCACAGCUUCAUGUACAUGAGCCAAUGUUUGCCAGGCUUCAAUAUGGGCCGCCGGCCACAGACCGGCACCCCGCCCCCGCCACAAUCGCAACAGCCACAGGUGUCAUCUGCAGCCACCGCGGCGGGCCUGAAUCUGUCGGCGCUGGCGGAGGAACGCCGGAAACGGAACCGGACGUUUAUCGACCCGGUGAGCGAGGUGCCGCGGCUAGAACAGUGGUUCGAGCACAACACGCAUCCGUCGCACAGCCUGAUCGCCAAGUACACGGACGAGCUGAACCGGAUGCCGUACCGGCAAAAGUUCCCGCGGCUCGAGUCGAAGAACGUUCAGUUCUGGUUCAAAAAUCGCCGGGCCAAGUGCAAGCGACUGAAGAUGUCCCUAUACGACGCCAUGUCGCCCAAGGAUCAAUUCUCCAUGCCCACGUACCUCAAUCACGAUUAGUGCUGCAUAAAAUACUGUUCCGUGGAUCGUUGUUAGAAAAUAUGUGUUUUCAAGGAUGAAUAAUAACAUUAUAUUAUAACUAUUAAACAAAUUAUAUACAAUAUUUAUACGAUAAAAAUAUUAUAGGUAUGUAAUAGGUACACCACACGGAUACUCGUGUGCACAAUACUACUACUUUGACAUUGUUAUGUAUUAUUCGAGUAUUAAACCACGUGUAAAGAUGAUGAAAAAAAAUUUUUAACUAAAUUAAUAUUUUUCGCGCUUAAAAAAAAAAUAAAAAUAAAAAAAAAAUCUGAAUAAAACGUGUGAAUAUUUUUAAGUGGUGCUCUUCCUCGCCGAUUCUCUAUCCGAUGUCGGAAGGUUUUCAUUAUUUAUUUUUCAUUCGGGUUUCCCUUAUUAUAUAGUCGUGCUAGUCAAAAACGUUAUCCCCCCCCCUCGCGAAUCAUACCCACAUACGUACUAUAAUAUGCGCUCGGUAUAAAUGUCAAAAAAUAGAAUUUGUUCUUCCUUAUAAUAUUUCGUACUCGUAGGUACGAAUAAUAAUUAGUCCCGAGGAUCUAGUAUAAUUUAAUAGGUGCGUCAAUGUUUCCAGAGCCGAUCCGCGUGUUUCGAGGAGAAGGAUUCGUUCCAGAGCACAAGUCUACACAAUAUUGUUGUACAUUAUUAUGUGGGUGUAUACUUGGGUAUCUCCGUCCGCUCUGCGCUUUUUCUUAUCGCAGGGCUGAAAACGUGACCGUUCAUCGACGCAUUCCCGCUGUAAAUAUAUCGCGCACUUGUCACAUUAAUAAAAUAGGUAAUAAUAUUUAAUAAUUAAAAUAAUAAUAAUAUAAUCGCAAUAAAAGACCGCUCACAUAUUAAUAUUUAAGAAUAUUCCUCCUCGUUCGGUGACGCGUAUAAUAAUAAUAAUUGCGAUACAGCUGUGGUCUGGUCGCACCGUGCACCGCCACCGAGAUGUCACGUCGAAUCAAAACGAACGGACUGUUAUAUUAUUAUAUAAUAUGAUAAAAUUCAUCGAUGAACGCGUUCGACCCGAGUUGGAUCGUCGAGAAAUCGGUGCAUUCCGGUGCAGAAUUCGCACGAUUUCAACAGAACGGUCGAUGGCCUUUUUUUAGGACCAAAGACGUCCCGUCGUCCCCUCGCGAGUGUAAUUAUUUGAGGUCACUUGGAGAUGACGGAAAGGUUGGUAAAGUUUUCGACCGCUUUGCAUCCUCCAACGAGUGCACGAUGAACUCAAGUCGAAACAUAAUCGCGUUUAUAAUUAUUAAUAAUUAGAUAUCGAUAGGUGUAUUAUAAUAUUAUGUCACGUAGUCUUAUCGACAUAUGAUAGCUGUUAAACAAUAUUCAUAUUUGUAUUUUAAUGUAAAAGCUUUUCAUCGUAAUAAAGAAAAUAAAAUGCCAAAAAAGGGAAAAAAAACAAUCGUUAGCCAUUACAUAAACUCUGCUGUGAUGAAUUUCAUCGGUCGCGCAAUGUAUAAUAUUAUAUAGGUAGCCGGUUAAAUAGUUAUACUAAAAAAUGUUCCUGAGUGGACCCGCAAAUUGUAUGUACCAAAUAUUUCGUUUCUGAGAUCGCGUUCUACAGUUUGAAUAACGAUAAUAAUAAUAUGCGUCGAAGACAAAAUAUAAUCGGAACUACCAUAGACUUGUUGCAUUUGAUUGUUCGUGGACAGCAUUCAUCUUUACCUUCCGGACAAGUCUGGUAUGGCGUCAUCACUAGGUCGGACGACUAUAAUAUUAUAAAUAAACGAUUGUAGCUUUGAAACGAAGCCCAGUCAGUUUUGUUGAUAUUGAUUAAUAUACUAGGCCUACGACGUGUACAGCUAUAAUUUUAAUAAUAUAAUAAUGUAACGUAAUAUGUAACGUUAUGACGUAAUGUCGUAGACAUCGAGGUUCUCUUGACACAUUACUAAUAUUGCAAUGAUUAAAUACCUACAUUAUUAUUAUCCAGAAGAUGGUGAUUUUUCUUUUAUUUAUUUUUUAUUUGUU